UGGAAGCCAGCUCCUUCAAACCCUAAUAACGGAACUCAAGGCAGCAGCAACAAUGAGACCACUUCCUCACCCGAGGUGGAGAUUGUGAACAAACAUAAUGACCUGAGGAGGAAUGUGCAGCCUUCUGCAAGCAACAUGUUGAAAAUGAGCUGGAGCAGCGAGGCAGCAGCCAACGCUCAGAGAUGGGCUGACAGCUGCUCAAUGAAGCACAGCAGAACGAGCUCCAGAAAGAUCAGCUCGAGCGGCUGUGGAGAGAAUCUAUACAUGUCCAGCAACAAGAGAAGCUGGAGUCAUGCUAUCCAGUCCUGGUACGACGAGGUGAAUGACUGGCGCUAUGGAGAGGGAUCCAUCAACGGAACGGCUGUCGGCCACUUUACACAGGUUGUUUGGUACAGGUCCAACCUUGUUGGCUGUGCUAUGGCUCACUGUCCAGGCUCUCAGUACAGUUACUUCUAUGUCUGCCAAUACUGCCCACCUGGAAACUUCCAGUUAUCUCACCCCUACAAGAGAGGACCCUCUUGUGGUGACUGCCCCAACUCUUGCGACAACAGACUUUGCACCAACCCCUGCAAAUACAUUGACAGGUACGAUAACUGUCCUAGUCUGAAGAGGCAGCAUGGCUGUGGCCACAGCGAAGUGGCUGCCUGGUGUCCGGCCUCCUGCAAGUGCAGCAGUGAGAUCAAUUAAACUCCACAGAUCCACAUGGUGUCUGUUUUAAUAAAUAAGUGAAUUGUGUGAGCUGCUUUCCUAUGAUUUUACUUUGGAAAUCAAGUUCACAAUGCUCAUUUGUUAUUGCUGCUAAUGCCCUUCAGGAUCUUUGAUACAUUUGCUGUACUUGCAUGAUUCUUGCAGUACUUGGAUUGCAAACUCAUGAUUGAAUACAUUAACUGUAUUGCUAUUAACUUUGGAUGAAAGUGCCAAACCUCAAAAAUAAAAACAUUUUACCUACAACAACAA
Labrus mixtus (cuckoo wrasse) is the source of this 957-nucleotide messenger RNA. Its product is annotated as cysteine-rich venom protein TRI1-like. Bases 136 to 687 code for a protein of 183 amino acids. Lineage: Eukaryota; Metazoa; Chordata; Actinopteri; Labriformes; Labridae. Gene Ontology annotation, cellular component: extracellular region. The record is from RefSeq and is a predicted model, not a curated record. The transcript is spliced from 7 exons.